This is a messenger RNA of Protomyces lactucae-debilis, 1438 nucleotides long. Its product is annotated as phospho-2-dehydro-3-deoxyheptonate aldolase. The transcript has a single exon. The record is from RefSeq and is a predicted model, not a curated record. Gene Ontology annotation, molecular function: 3-deoxy-7-phosphoheptulonate synthase activity. Lineage: Eukaryota; Fungi; Ascomycota; Taphrinomycetes; Taphrinales; Protomycetaceae. Gene Ontology annotation, biological process: aromatic amino acid biosynthetic process. Gene Ontology annotation, cellular component: cytoplasm. The coding region runs from base 170 to 1258 and encodes 362 amino acids.
UCGGGCGCUACGUCAGACCGCACUUGCACCCCGUGUGAAAAACAGAAAGGUUCGCACAAGUCGAGAUUCAGAGAUGUCCACAUAGCCUAGAACUGCGUAGUCCGCAGCCAAUAUUUUUAGACACUUUUGCGGUCGUUGUGCGCGCAAGUAGAGACCUAGGCGUGCCAAUAUGUCGAAGCCUAUGUACGAAGCUGCCUCUGAUGGCAUCGAUGACACGCGAAUCCACGGCUACGAUCCUAUUGUGCCUCCAGGUUUGAUACAGGCAGAGCUUCCGCUAUCUGAUGAAGCCAAGAGCCUUAUCCGCCAAGGACGUUCAGAGGCUACGAAGAUCAUCAAGCGCGAGGACGACCGCAUGUUAGUCAUUGUCGGCCCAUGCUCCUUGCACGAUCCAAAAUCGGCCAUAGAGUAUGCAACUUUACUCAAACCAGUCGCCGACCAACAUGCUUCGGAAUUGUGCAUCAUCAUGCGCGCCUAUCUGGAGAAGCCGAGGACGACCGUAGGGUGGAAAGGUCUCAUCAAUGAUCCUGAUCUUGACGGCUCGUACCAGAUCAACAAAGGCCUUCGUGUUGCGAGGGGUCUUUACAUUGACUUGAUUAAGGUUGGCGUUAACAUCGCAUCAGAGAUGCUCGACACCAUCUCGCCACAGUAUCUUGGCGAUGCUGUUGCCUGGGGAGCCAUUGGAGCCCGCACAACCGAGUCUCAAGUUCAUCGAGAGCUUUCGUCCGGCUUGUCGUUCCCGAUUGGCUUCAAAAAUGCCACGGAUGGCAAUGUUGGCGUUGCCGUCGAUGCUAUGCGCGCGGCCGCUGUUCCGCACUCGUUCCUUUCGGUCACUAAGCAAGGAGUUGCUGCUAUUGUCAGAACGACAGGCAACGAUACGACUCACAUCAUCCUUCGAGGUGGGACGGAGCCCAAUUACGCUGCUUCGCAUGUUGCAGAGGCUCGUCAAGCCUUGCAAAAGGCUAAUGUAAUCGAAAGCAUCAUGAUCGACUGCUCGCAUGGCAAUUCCCUGAAGGAUCACCGCAACCAGCCCAAGGUGUGCCGUGAGGUUGCCAGCCAAGUUGCGGCAGGUGAUGCCAGUAUUGUCGGUGUGAUGAUUGAGUCACACCUCAAAGAAGGCGCGCAGAAGAUGCCUGCUGAUGGGCAUUCGCUAGAAUACGGAGUGUCUAUCACAGAUGCUUGCGUAGAUUGGCAGGCCACCACACAUAUGCUCCAAGAGCUUGCCGAUAGUGUCCAAGCACGGCGACAGAAGUUGCAAUGAGUGUCACGCGGCAUAACCCGAGAUGUGGUUCAGGUAUUCUGAACCUGCAGUUGUAGUCAUAGCUGUUGUAGUGAGACAAAGCCACCUACGCCUAGCUCUCGCCGCACACACGAGUCACGGCAGGCUCAUGCAUACGCGUUGGGCUUGGAAAUGCUCUCGCGUUGGAUAAACUACUGCGUG